Trichoplusia ni (cabbage looper) is the source of this 2070-nucleotide messenger RNA. RefSeq names its product meiotic recombination protein SPO11 (gene mei-W68). Gene Ontology annotation, molecular function: ATP binding; DNA binding; DNA topoisomerase type II (double strand cut, ATP-hydrolyzing) activity. The record is from RefSeq and is a predicted model, not a curated record. The coding region runs from base 687 to 2045 and encodes 452 amino acids. Gene Ontology annotation, cellular component: nuclear chromosome. Gene Ontology annotation, biological process: meiotic DNA double-strand break processing; meiotic DNA double-strand break formation; reciprocal meiotic recombination. Lineage: Eukaryota; Metazoa; Arthropoda; Insecta; Lepidoptera; Noctuidae. The transcript has 8 exons.
UUACGAAAAUCGUUUUUUUUUAUUCCAUUAUAAAUCAAACUCGCUAAUCUAUCAGGUGCACUAUUCAAACUCGUUCGUACAACUAAGUUGGCACUUACUAAGAAAUCCGUCGGCCGGCUAUAACUCACCCCGGCAUCCAUAAUAAGACAUAAACAUCAGCUCGUUGCAAUAUGUCACCGUGUAACAAAGCGCUGCGGUAACGGUCCGCAUCAUUUGUCUGCCGUAACCCUGUUAUUUAUGAUCUCCUGCCGAAGAAGGAGGACAAAAACGAGACUGCUGUUAAAUAUUUGCCCUGAGACCAGAGGGGGCGAUAAUUCGAGGCUAUUAUGACGUCAUUUCACGCCCUUUGUGAGGUCGUCACGGCAUGUCAUCUGCUCCUUGAGACGCCUGCCUCUACUAUCUCUCGAUUAAAUCUAUUGUGUCAUUUUUUCAAUGAGCGCGAGUCGGAUGCGCCACCGACGAUGAUUUUGUCCCGUUCGCUUGUUCGCUCGACUUCGCUAUAAAAACACUUGAGGAGCUGCCCUAUUGUCUCCUGGCCCUUUUACGAGCACUGUUUUGUGACGCUGUUAUUGUUUGCGGUUGAUAAACAUCUCGCCACUAGGUAGGUAGGGAUCAUCGUCACUUUUACCGGUGGUUUACUUUAAUACGGCUCCAUUGGGAUUGUUUGUCAAUUAUUUUUCUCUUGAAUGGUAGCUUGGAACGUCAUUUUUAGGAUGGAGUUAAUGAAUGCUGAUUUGCUGGCAUUCACAAAGGAUUUGCGGUUGAAUACAAAGUCUGUGUACAAACAAGAUGCUAAGUUAGCGGCGGCGAUUGAUAAGCUCUGCUGUAGUCAAGCCAAACUGUUUAAUGCUUCUGGGCUUAAGUCGCUUCCUGAUCGAAAAAUACAAUUCAUUGAAGUUCAAGAACUUUUAAAAGGCACAUUGGCAAAAGAAUCUACGACCAAAGCCUCACAUGACAUUUUGAAAGAGACAAAUGAUGUCAGAAAAUCUCUUAUCAAAAGAGUGGAAGACGUUUUAACUGAUAUCAACAAGAGCGCGGAAAGUGGACAAAAGCCUAAGUUUGUUAUACGAAACCAGAAACUGUGGAGUAAUUGUAUUUAUGACUUAGAUCGAGUGACACUGAAAUCUUUUAACGAAGCCAAAAAGACAAAGCUCUGUUAUUCCAAUAGUGAAGACAAAACCAGAUUCAAUACUAUUGUUUUUGUUCUAACAAAAGUACACGAAUUGCUUUCUAAGAAUUUGACGGUUACAAGACGCGAACUCUUCUACCAGAAUGUUGUCAGACUUCGGAAUCAGGCCAACUUGGAUGUAGCAGUGAGGGACGUGUGCUGUUUGUUGGAGACUCCUCCGUGGAGCCUGGGUAUCGUGGCCACAGCCAAGGGAUUAGUCGCUGGCCCUCUGACAUUGCAUCACAGGGAUGGUAGUGUGCUAGACUGUAUGUCCGCUGGCGGAGUGCUUAUCCCUCAAGAUAUAGUAGGAAUAAGAGAGUUUAAAUCAACGGCGAAAUAUAUACUAGUUGUGGAAAAGGAUGCGAUAUUUCAAAAACUUUUGGAUGAAGGCGCUCUGGUCCGACUUGGCCCAGUUAUUAUAAUUACGGGCAAAGGUUAUCCUGACGUUUGCACGCGCCAACUGCUUUGUCGUUUGUGUUCAGAGCUACGGCUACAAGCACUCGCGUUGGUUGACGGCGACCCGCACGGCUACGAAAUAUUCCUCACCUAUAAAUAUGGGUCACUGGCUCAAAGUCACUUGUCAUCAUCUCUGGCCUGCACUUCGCUAUUAUUGUUGGGAGCCCGCUACAGUGACGUCAUGACACUAUCUUCUAAUGAGGCACGCUUGCCUCUCACGGAACUUGAUAAACGGAAACUGAGGAACUUAAUGAAAAGACCUUACUUGGAAACUCCUGUUGGGUUGCGCAUUAGAGAAGAGUUGUCAGUGAUGCUUUCUAGCGGUACGAAGGCAGAAAUAGAGGCGCUAGCUCCAACGGCGGCCGCGCUAUGCGAUGCUUACUUGCCCGCGAAAAUAAUACAAAACGAUUUCUUAGGGUGAAUGAAACACACAGUUAUACCUAUAA